This is a messenger RNA of Colius striatus (speckled mousebird), 3699 nucleotides long. It is a transcript of the gene LEPROT, whose product is annotated as leptin receptor overlapping transcript. Bases 48 to 530 code for a protein of 160 amino acids. Gene Ontology annotation, biological process: late endosome to vacuole transport via multivesicular body sorting pathway; negative regulation of growth hormone receptor signaling pathway. Gene Ontology annotation, cellular component: endosome. The record is from RefSeq and is a predicted model, not a curated record. The transcript is spliced from 4 exons. NCBI's taxonomy places the organism in Eukaryota, Metazoa, Chordata, Aves, Coliiformes, Coliidae.
CGGCGGCCGCUCAUGUGGUACAGGAGGGGCGAGGCCGGCGGCCGCUCAUGUGGUACAGGAGGGGCGAGGCCGGCGGCCGCCAGGCGGAAGUCGCCGGUCGCCACCUCAGCUGGGCGUCGCUGGGAGCUGCGGUCAUGGCGGGCGUCAAAGCUCUCGUGGCCCUCUCCUUCAGCGGAGCCAUCGGGCUGACGUUCCUCAUGCUGGGCUGCGCCCUGGAGUACUACGGUGUGUACUGGCCUCUCUUUGUCUUGAUAUUCUACUUCAUCUGCCCCAUUCCCCACUUCAUUGCAAAAAGAGUCAGUGAUGACAGCGAUGCAGCCAGCAGUGCCUGCAGGGAGUUGGCGUAUUUCUUCACAACUGGGAUCGUUGUGUCUGCCUUUGGGUUCCCAAUAAUCCUUGCACGGGUUGAAGCGAUCAAAUGGGGAGCCUGUGGUCUGGUGCUGGCUGGCAAUGCAGUCAUUUUCCUUACUAUUUUAGGCUUUUUUCUUGUGUUUGGUAGAGGAGAUGACUUUAGCUGGGAGCAGUGGUAGGACAUCGCUCUGACACUGGUAACCCUCGACAGCACACUGCACCGUCCGUAUCCUCUGCCUGUGUAGAUGUGUAUAUGUUGUAACACGUGUGUGUGUGUGCAGGCUGAAGUGGAUGCAUCUGCAUGUAGCUUUACAUUACCUGGUCAUCACAUGCUUUAUUAAAAUGCAUUUCAGCCAAAGGGAAAAGGCCCUUGUGACAACUGUCCCCAUGUGUUUGAUAAAAGCUGCAGUUGCUGCUGCAAACCCAAAGAAGUUUACAAAGCAUAAGCUGUUUUACUCUUUUUCUUUCACUCUGUAUGCAUUAAGUUUUGGUUUAGUCACAGUAGGGUCAUUGAUACACAUGUUAUUGUUCACCUCUUGGGGUUAUUUAACCAUGUAAUCAAAAUAGGCCCAUAGAAAGAUUAUCCUACUUAGUAUUGCUCAACUUGAUCGAGCUCUCUGCUUAGAUGAAUGAGUACUUGCUUUUCAUCUGAAUUGCAGUGGUUUUUUUCUUGAUAACAUCAAUCCAUGCAUAGGUUAUGCCAACUCUUUUUUUACCUAAUGAAAGAGAAAGAAAACAACCCUGCUUAAAAAUCCAUCCUUCCACUCAGAGGGUUCAUUUUUAAAUUUCCCUCCAAAGAUACUCAGGCUUUGUCCCUAUCCCUAGAAUCAUAGGGGUUGGAAGGGACCUUUAGAGAUCAUCUAGUCCAGCCCUCAACUUAACAACUGUGAUCUGGUUUGGAGUAAUCUAUUUGAGUGCCUCUUUAAUGCUCAGAGCUGACAUUUCUUCUUUUGUGAACCUUCAUAAGAGAGGUAACUACCUUCAGGACACAAUCACCAUGUGGAAAGCAAUUCAGUAUUCUUGUGUGCAAUGCCACAGUUGUAAAGAAGUGAGUGUUCUGGGUAGAACUUAUCUCCUGCUUUCUCACUGCUUUUAAAACAUACUUAUUCAACUACUAACUUCUGGUGUCUGUAAGAACAGAUUGUCAUGUUAAAACACUAUAUUUUUGAAUAGCAUUAUCCUAGUAAACAUUCACACACUUCCAAAAGUUACCUUUAUUACUGCUUUGACUUGUUGAAUCCUGCAAAUUGUGGUGUGGAGUCAUGGAGCUUUGUAAAACCACAUUCUGAUACAACUUGAGAACACAUUUCAGUGAUCUGCAAAGGGGUAAAGGAAGAGGCACCUUAGUUUAUCGUUUUGUAGAACAGUGGACAUAAAGAGGUUUCUGCUCUGAAGUAAGAAGCUGAAUUCCUGCAUAGGGUGUUCUUUCCUCUUACAAGUUCUUCAGACUAGCAGAUUCCAAAUGAGUGUUUGAGAGUUGUGUAUGUUAGCUCACAGCUGUCACCGUGUGUAGCUGUGAGGGACAAUGUGCAGGGAGGUAAUAGAAUCCACCCUACAAGAUGUGGCAGCUUCACCAACGCAGUGCUUUUUUGCCUCAUAAGUUGUAUGGAACUACUUGUGCUGCCCUCCAAAACUCCCUCAGUACUUCUGUACUGCAAAAUGGUGUCCUGUGGGUUGCUGUGCAGAGCAAAGGUUCAAAAACUAAUGUUCCAUGGGCCCUCUGAUACAGGGUCUUUUGUUCAUGCUCAGUGCCCUAGAGGAAGGGUACAGAAGUCACUCAGUGGUCCAAGUAAUAUCACUUAAGGAGGAAGUAAACACCAUGUUUCAGGAAGGUUAAUACUUAUCUUAAAUCUAAACUCCAGAGGUGUGUCAGGUGAGCACUUCAGUGCUGAGGAAUGCUGGCUGUGUUUUAUACUGAAGUGCAUCUAGGCUGUCAUUCCUGUAAAAGAAGAAUUAACAUGAAAGGACAGUUGUUUUCUGGACAUGAAUGCUUCACCAGAGGCCUAGCAGGAGUAUACUUGGGCAUAAACAAGGUCUCUUACAAUAUCUUCUUCCUGGACUUCAGGGGAAAUCUCUGAGACCCUCCUGAUUUGUAAAGUACUACUGGGGAAAUUAUUUACUGUAAUUAAGAGCCAAGUUGUUUGGAGUAAACAUGUAUAAGUCCUGCUUUGAUAUUGGAAGAAGUUGCAUUUUUGUCCUUUACAACAGCCUUUUUCAGUCAAAUUAGGGAGGCAAAGCAGCAGCAAUAACACACAAGUUAAGUGCCUGAUCCUGUCAGUGCCUGAUGUACUUGCCCACAGCUUGGUCUAAUCCCUGUUGAAAUAUUUGUGUACUUGCAGGGUUAGGUUCUUGAGUAUUUUUACUCCUUAGUAUGUACCAAAGGCUGCAACAGAAGUCUACAGAGCUCAUCAAUUGCUGAUGAAACUUUACUCUCAAGAACAGCUGAGAUUUGUGUUUUCCUCAAGUCAGAGAAUCAUUGGUUGCAGAAUGUGUUGUAGAUCUGUUAGUAAACGUCAUGCUUGGGGCAGGCUGGGAUACAGCAGUAAGCACAGGACAAUCUCAGAUGAAAAGGAGGACUGGGAAGUGCAGUUUGGGAGAGAGGUUGCUUCUUUGACAAACUCUUCUGCUGUACUGUGUCUGCUUUGGUGUUCCUGUGGUUGGUGGGUACCUCACAAAAAGGCAGGUAACUGUUCAAUAGAGAAAGGCAAUGCUUGCUUUUCCCCCACUUCUCUUGAAGCAGCCACAUGCACUAAUCCCUGAUGUGAACCUUGUGCAGUUUCCACCAUGGACUUUUCUUUGUAACAGUUGUGUUUAGCAGUGUUUCAAUGAUGGAAAUCUUCCUUGACCUCUUUAAAGGACAUUUGCUUGAAUAAGUCUUCGCUGGCAAAGAUGGUUAAAGGAAAAGAAUUCAGUGCUUGCUUUUUCCUUAUCAAGAGUUUUCACUCAGUUCCCACAAACCUGGUGCUUUGAUGGCCAGUACAGGGCAUACUGUCACUCUCUACCAGUAGCCAUUUACUGUGGUUUCUCUGAACUUGCUUUCCUAGAUGGAAGUGCAUACUAUGUACCCAAAGUGCCUUGAUUUCCUCUGCUGAUGUGAGGAGUGCAUACACACAGCAAUAUCACUGUGUUUCAGAGGUGGCUGAAAAUCUGUUCCUGCCUUUUGUAAAGCUUCCUUGUCAACUAACCAUGUGUUGUGUGCCUGGGAAAGUGCAGCUUUUGUAACUUUUGUAAACACUACUUUUGUUUUCUGUGAUGGCCAGGUUCUUGAGAUGAUGGAGCAUUAAACAUGGACAUUAAAGCAUAUUCUGCUCUUCUUUUUGAAUUGUCUAAUAAACAUCUGAUGCUUAA